AUGUCUAUUGUUUCAACUUUAAGUUCGAAUUCGCGCCUCCUCUUCCUCCUCGCCGGCGUCGCCAUCGCCGCCCUCGCCUUCUCCACCCUCCCCCAACGGACGCCGCACCCACGGAUCGCCGACCCAGUCGUCCUGCCCGAGUUGACCCGGUCCCAGCCGCACCGGUCAAUGUACCAGAACGGCCGCCUCCUCUCGACCGGGUUCGGUACCGGCUCGGUCGGGAAGAUCCCCCUUGGGCUGAGGCGCGGCGGCCUCCGGAUCGUCGUCACCGGCGGUGCCGGAUUCGUCGGCAGCCACCUGGUUGACCGGCUGAUAGCCCGCGGCGACAGCGUCAUCGUCGUCGACAAUUUCUUCACGGGGAGAAAGGAGAACGUGGCCCACCACUUCGGAAAUCCGAGGUUCGAGCUGAUCCGACACGACGUCGUCGAGCCGUUACUGCUCGAGGUCGACCAGAUCUACCACCUCGCCUGCCCGGCCUCGCCCGUUCAUUACAAGCAUAACCCCACAAAUGUGGUGGGGACAUUGAAUAUGCUUGGGCUGGCCAAGCGGGUUGGUGCGCGGUUUCUGCUAACGAGCACCAGUGAGGUGUACGGAGAUCCAUUGCAGCACCCGCAGGUGGAGACGUAUUGGGGCAACGUUAAUCCCAUCGGUGUCCGAAGCUGCUACGAUGAGGGGAAGAGGACUGCUGAGACUUUGACCAUGGACUAUCACAGAGGUGCUAACGUUGAGGUUAGGAUUGCUCGGAUCUUUAACACAUACGGUCCGCGUAUGUGCAUUGACGAUGGUCGUGUUGUUAGCAACUUUGUUGCUCAGGCUUUGAGGAAGGAACCUUUAACUGUCUAUGGUGAUGGGAAGCAAACGAGAAGUUUUCAGUAUGUUUCUGACUUGGUUGAAGGACUCAUGCGGUUGAUGGAAGGAGAGCACAUUGGACCAUUCAAUCUCGGAAAUCCAGGCGAAUUUACUAUGCUUGAACUUGCGCAGGUGGUUCAAGAAACCAUUGAUCCAAAUGCAAGAAUUGAGUUUCGGCCCAACACAGAGGACGAUCCGCACAAGAGGAAGCCCGACAUCUCCAAGGCCAAAGACCUAUUGGGUUGGGAGCCCAAAGUGCCACUACGCAAAGGCCUACCCAUGAUGGUAUCGGACUUUAGCAAACGUAUCUUUGGUGACCAUGUUUCCGACUCUGCCCAAAAAACCAUUGGUGAUCACCAUAAAGAAGAUUUUUCAUUGUCCGCCUGA
Striga hermonthica is the source of this 1236-nucleotide messenger RNA. Lineage: Eukaryota; Viridiplantae; Streptophyta; Magnoliopsida; Lamiales; Orobanchaceae. The record is from the annotation of a GenBank genome assembly.